Rana temporaria (common frog) is the source of this 3127-nucleotide messenger RNA. RefSeq lists its product as uncharacterized. Bases 139 to 2760 code for a protein of 873 amino acids. The record is from RefSeq and is a predicted model, not a curated record. The transcript has 3 exons. Lineage: Eukaryota; Metazoa; Chordata; Amphibia; Anura; Ranidae.
AGAGGUGGGACGGUCCCCGUGAGGGAAGUAGGCGGCGCCGGUGAGCGAGUCUCGGUGGCGGUGAAGUUGGGCAGAGGAUUGGUCUCCAUCAAUAUCAAACCUGCUAUUGGAUAAACCGUGUCUAUAGAGGCAUACAGGAUGCCGGCCUGCUUCAUAAAAGGAUGCUCUUUUAGUUGGCGUCAAAAGGAUCCCGACAUCACCUUGCACGUCUUUCCACGUGAUCCGGGAAUGAUAAGGAAAUGGCUUCUGCAAAUCUACCGUAGUGAGGAAGGCCUGGAGGAGUUUGUAGAAAAGAUACAGAACAGCAAAAAGGGAGUCUAUCGUAUCUGUUCCAGACACUUCGCCGCCGAUUGCUACGAAAAGAAAAAACUCGGCAAGGUGUUCAGAAAGGAUGCCAUACCCACCAUUUUCCCUUGGCUUCAGCCGUACCCUUUGGAAGAGGAGCGGGUGGAUCACCCUUAUGCCAAAAAGAGGAAAAUGGACACGGACUUGCCGGAGGAAUAUUUCGAUGACAUGUCGGCUGAAGAAACCAUUAGGCCUUCUGUACCGCGUAUGUCCACCCCUGUGUCGACUGCCAUACCUACACCUCAGGAGUUUGUGAUGUCGCAGUUUGCAAGUAAAAUUCUCACGCAAAGCUUUCCCGGAAAACCGGCUUCACAGCACAGUGUCUGUGCAACAGAAGACAUGUCCAACUACUCGUCAUCCUGCCAAAACACGGAAGAGGUAGGGUAUUAUGGUCUUCCCCCUCAUCCAAGAGGGAAGAGAUAUUAUCGACCCAGGACUCGCCGUACAGUCGGUACAAUGACGCGACGCUAUCCGGGAAUGUCGCACAAAACGAUACAGGUGGACAGGCCAAUAGGAAUGAAGGAUAAGGCCGCGCAGAUCUUGCGAAGGCCACCUCACAGGUCUAUAGCCCUUCAGUGCAACCUCGCCAAGCUUCCUGCGUUGGCGCAGGCAGGAAAACCACAGUCAAAACCAGUCAUUCAAAAACUGGAUGAUCUUCACACGAACCCUAACACCGCCUCAUUUGCAGACUUUGUUGAAAAUUCCAUGACCAUUCAAGUCAUAGAGGAGGAGGACGAACCGCCAUUGUCGCCAGACCUGUCCUCUAUUGAGAGCUUUGCGGACGCACAGUCUGAUGCAGAACCCGAGGAAACAUCCGUUCCUGACCUUGAUGAAGCUUAUAGCCCGUGUGUAGAGGUGGAGGAGGACUGUAGUCAAGAAAUGAAUGAAAAUAUUCCAGCAGAUCCGAAAGAAGCCGACAUUACGCCCAUUUUCUUGCCCGAGACCCAAGCUCCAGUGGACCACGUCAAAGAGAGAAAAUUUAUCGUUUUCGAAUCCUGUUUGAAUAAGUUACUGAUGUGCUGUAAAUGCUUAAAGACGGCGAACUGCCGCGGAAACAUAACGAAACUAAAAAAAUACCGCAUCGGCUCGGCGGUUUUAGUAACCGCCGUCUGUUCCAUGAGGCACGAAUUUCACUUGUGGACUAGCCAGCCCAUGAUCGGGCGAAUGCCCGUCGGAAACCUUCUCAUAUCUUCCAGCACUUUAUGCAGCGGAUCCAAUUUUCUCAAAGUAGACAGUUUUUUCCGCCUUGCCGGAAUUCUCGGAAUCUCACAGCCAACCCAUAACAGUGACGAAAACCUUUACUUGUUCCCCGCGAUUGAUCACCACUGGAGUCUGGAGAAAAGAAGCCUUGUCCAAGACGUGCAAAGCAGACCCGUAGCACUAGUGGGCGACGGCCAGUGCAAGUCCUACGCCUCCCGUGCCAAAUGCUGCACCUACAAUUUCUUGGAAUACCACACUAAAAAAAUCAUCGACUUUCAAGUGGAAAAGUUAGAUCCUUCUGAAGCCGCAACGGGCCUUGAAAAAAAGACAUUCCAAGCAGCCCUUGACCGGAUAAUCAAGGAAAAAGUGAAUGUCCGUGUCCUUUGCACAGACCGGCAUGCAGGUAUCAAAAAACUGUUGAGGAAACACUACGGUCGCAUCAAACACCAGUAUGAUGUCUGGCAUGUGGCUAAGUCUGUGGGCAACAAGAUGGCGAGGGCCAGCAAGAAGCAUGGCUGCCGUACACUGGCGGGGUGGGUCAGGCCUGCCAAAAGUCAUAUGUGGUGGUCGGCCAGAACCUGUGAACAGAAUCCAGCCUUGCUUCGAGAGAAGUGGACCUCUAUUGCACACCAUGCGUCAAACCAACAUCAUUGGGAUGAGGCAACUCUCUACAGUUCCUGCCAACAUGACGACGAUGAUGAAGAGGAGGAAGACAAGGAAUGGCUGGUGGCAGGUUCGGAAGCCCACCUCCAACUAAAGGGAGUUGUGUUGGACGAAAACCUGCUGGAGGACCUCGACCACCUCUCCAGUUUUUGCCAAGCCGACGAACUCGAGGUGCUCCGUAGCAUCACCGGAAAGUACCACGCCAAACAAACUCGGUAUUCCGUGGAGGGAGUGGUGGCCCGUUCACAGCUAGCCGCCCUGGAUUAUAAUCGGAACGUCAGACUGAUACAAGGCGUGCUAAAAGCCGCGUCUUACGGUGCGGGCGGAAAAGCCAAAAAGGAUUGGGUGGAAUCCAAAAUUUUCAACCCCGCCAACCAAGACUUUAUGAAGGAUAUCAUAGCCGACGUUCUGUCCUUUGCUGACGGAAAGACAUUUUUUAGUACGGCGUCCCAACAGUCAGAGGCGUCCAGAAAGACUGCCGCUAUCCAGAGGCCGGCCCGGUGGAAAAUGAUGGACAAAUGUAUUUACAGAUUCCCUGAAAUGAUUGAGUAGAUGGACAGUAAAGGCAAGGCUCGUUCUUUAUAGUCCAAGGAACUACUUUGUGUGUGUGUGUAUAUAUAAUAUAACUUUUUUUUUUUUUUUUUUACUUAACAUUUUAUGUUUUGUUGUCAUGCUAAUUCCUUGUUUUAUGUAUAUAUACUUUUGAAUUGUAAUCGCUCAUGCUUAGCUACUUUAAAGUGGAACUUCAGUUGACUCCCUUUGCGGGCAAUGAGUGUGAAAGUUCUGCAGUGGGGGGGCUGCAAUUAAAUUUUUUUUAAAUUUUUUUUGAGGAAGGGUAAAAAUUGAGUGGAUUUUGUUUUUGGUUGGUCAAAUUUAAAGCGGAGGUUCACCCGCACAUGACACUAUUUCCCCCUAGAUG